Molecule: messenger RNA, 1577 nt
Organism: Dendroctonus ponderosae (mountain pine beetle)
Lineage: Eukaryota; Metazoa; Arthropoda; Insecta; Coleoptera; Curculionidae
Product: chondroadherin-like
Exons: 2
Coding region: 134-1498 (454 amino acids)
Cellular component (GO): extracellular matrix
Molecular function (GO): protein binding
Source: RefSeq, a predicted model, not a curated record
AACAAAUAAACGUUAUUUGCUCAAUAUCUUAUCAAUUAUACUUUCCCAGUAAUACCGACUAACUGAUAAGGACAAGUGCGGAUCGGUAAAUACAGUUUUUCCACACCCAGACGAUCUUCUACCUAAAUCAAGCAUGUAUCUAAAACUCCUAGUGUUUGCAGUGUGUAGUGUACCAUCCACAAUAUGUCUGGAUGCGAUGUGUUCGAGUGACACUUUCGAAAACAAGUGCCUGUGCAAAAAAUUCACCAAUGAAGACACCAACCUGCCAUCGUCACUGGCCAAUUGCAAUGGUAUGGGCUAUGUGAAUUUUCCCGACUUUUCCCUCCUGCCCAGCGACUUGACGAUCCUAGAUCUGACAAUGAACCAAAUCCAAGCCUUGGAUUCAACCAGUAAAAGCUCAUUGAGAAAACUGAUCUUGGCCUACAAUGAUAUCACUGAAAUGAAAGCGGAUUUUUUCCGCAAUCUCACGGAACUGGUUUGGCUGGAUUUAAGCCGCAAUCAAUUGACCACUCUGGAUGCGGAUGUGUUUCUACCAUUAAAAAGUUUGGUUUAUUUGGAUUUGAGCUACAAUACUUUCCAGCAACUACCUGGUGGACUAUUGGCUCCUUUGUCCUUGCUGAAGUUCUUGGACCUCAGCUACAAUCCCUUAGGGGUGUUUCUUGGUCAAUCUGAGGAAGUUUUCAACCGGAAUUUAGGGGCGUCAGCCAAUAUUAGCCACUUGCACUUAAAUAGCGUCAAUCUCAGCGAUUUCCAUCCCAACUUUUUCGGGGUUUAUACUUUACUGAAGCACUUGGAGCUGCAGGAUAACAGUUUCAAUUACAUUCCGGCCCUGCCCAACUCCUUGGAGUAUUUGGACUUUUCCGGAAACAAUCUCAGCUUCGUGUCGCCAGCCUAUUUGACAUAUAGUUCCAUGAAGGUGUUGAGACUCAGUCGGAUGCCCAGCCUGGAAAACAUCCAUCAUUACGCCUUCUACAACUUGGUGGCUCUGGAAAAGCUCAUUAUUACAGACUGUCCCAAUGUGCGCAACUUCACCGAUUACGCUUUCGGAUUGGCAUCGAAAACCGUCAAUAUUCAUCCGAAGAAACUGAUUUUGGCCAGAAAUGGCCUCACUUCCUUGAACUCCACCUAUGCCCACCUGUUUAGGAACAUGGAGCACAUCGAACUCAGCCACAAUCCAUGGGAGUGCAAUUGCGACGUUUUCUGGCUGCAGGAGUUUAAUAAGAAGAUCUUCCGAAGUGGAGAGUUGAGAUGCUCCUCCCCAAGCCACUUGGCCAGGAAACGCAUUCUCAGCCUCACCCACCAGGACUUGCCGGAAUGUUUUCCAGAAAUCUACGGGAAAACCUCCCAUCGAGUGACCAUCAUCCUACUGAUGUCCACCGUGCUCUUUUUGAUGGGGCUGGUUUUCUACCUCAUCAGAUACCCCAAAACGUGGAUAAACCCCAAUCAGUUGGGCAUUGGACCUCAUUCGCCCUACAGCCAAGCACCCCAAGAAGCAUAGGCUUUGCGUAGUUAUAGUAAUUUGCAGCUAAGUGGGGGUUCUUUUGUUUGAAGGACAAUAAAAGUGUUUUUAAGUAAAA